AUGGCCCCCGCAGCCACCGGCCUUUCUCUGAAGCCAAAUAUUGGUGUUUAUACGAAUCCAAAGCAUGACUUGUGGAUUAGCAAGGCCGAGCCUACCGCUGAGAGUGUUUCCGCCGGCUCGGACUUGAAACUCGGUGAGGUGACAGUUGCUAUUCGAAGUACCGGUAUUUGCGGCUCUGAUGUUCACUUUUGGCACGCUGGCUGUAUCGGCCCCAUGAUUGUGGAAGGAGACCACAUCCUGGGUCAUGAAUCUGCUGGCGAUGUCAUCGCGGUGCACCCGUCCGUCACAAACUUGAAGGUCGGGGACCGCGUGGCAGUUGAGCCCAACAUCAUCUGCAAUGCUUGCGAACCCUGCUUGACGGGGCACUACAACGGCUGUGAGAAAGUCGCAUUCUUGUCCACUCCUCCCGUGCCGGGGCUUCUACGCCGAUACGUCAACCACCCGGCUGUCUGGUGCCACAAGAUUGGCGACAUGUCGUAUGAGAACGGCUCACUUCUCGAGCCCUUGAGUGUAGCCCUUGCCGGCAUGCAGCGAGCCAAGAUGCAGCUCGGAGACGCAGUCCUGGUCUGUGGUGCCGGCCCAAUCGGCCUGGUUACCAUGCUGUGUUGCGCCGCCGGUGGUGCUAGCCCCCUCGUCAUCACGGACAUAUCAGAGAGCAGACUCGCUUUUGCCAAGGAGCUGUGCCCCCGAGUAAUUACUCACAAGAUCGAACCCGGCUCUGCCGAGGACACGGCAAAGGCCAUUGUGAAAACAUUCAAAGGAGUCGAGCCCGCCCUGACCAUGGAGUGCACCGGUGUCGAGAGCAGCAUCGGUGCCGCCAUCUGGGCAACCAAGUUUGGCGGCAAGGUGUUCAUCAUUGGUGUUGGAAAGAACGAAAUCAACAUUCCAUUCAUGCGCGCCAGCGUGCGUGAAGUCGACAUUCAGCUGCAAUACCGGUACAGCAACACUUGGCCUCGGGCCAUUCGCCUGGUGGAAAGCGGUGUCAUUGAUUUGUCGAGGUUGGUGACGCAUAGGUUUCCCCUUGAAGAUGCCGUGAAGGCCUUUGAGACGUCGGCAGACCCCAAGAGCGGGGCUAUCAAGAAACACGCGUUCUCGGGCUUUAAUAACGGCAGAGUCAACCGUUUGCUUGCACCACGACGCUCAGGAGUCGGGAUUCAGGAACAUGUGCCUGGCCAAGACGCAUCCGAAAACAGCCUAGCGCCGACCAACCACGAACCAUCCAAUCCAAUCGGCCCAGGAAACCAGCUCACGAAUUCUCCCGAGCUUUUUUUCUCCCUCAGCCAGAAACAGCCGACCACGAACGCCCCAAACCGCCGUCAAUUGCUCCCGCAGCGCAUCAAUCCGCACCGGAAGGCAUCUCGUCGUCUCAUCCCCGACUCUGCGAGCAGGUCCUCUCGUCUCUCGUCUCUGCCGACCGCGCCGCACCGCACCACACAACCCGACACCAUGGCCAUGUCGCUCGCUCGCUCCAUGAUCCGUUCGCCGGCUCUGCGGAUGGCAUCUCGCCGCUUCGAGAGCACCGCCGCCAGCAAGGCCAGCGAAGCCGCCAAGGAAACCGCCUCCAAGGCCCAGCAGGGCUUGUCACGCGUCACCAGCGCCGCCGGUCCUGCCAUUGCCGGCGCUGCCAGAGGCGUUGGCAAUGCUCUGGGCAAGAUUGGCGGCCGUACCGGACGUCUGAUUGCCUUUAUUGAGCGCCAAACCCCCUUCGUUGUCUACUACUCCAAGGUCGGCGCCGAGGUUGCCAAGCUGGUCUUCCAGGGCCAGAAGAUGAGCCCUCCCUCCGUUGCCACUUUCCAAAACACCUACCAGACCCUCUGGCGAUCCUUCCGGCGCGGCACCCUCUUCCAGUCGCCCCAGAACAUCCUCCAGCAGGCCCGCAACCUCAGCAACGCCCAGCUCGCCACCGCCGGUGUCGUUGCCGCCGAAUGUCUUGGUUUCUUCACCGUCGGCGAGAUGAUUGGCCGCUUCAAGAUUGUCGGAUACCACGGUGAGACCGCCUCGCACCAUUAA
Metarhizium acridum CQMa 102 is the source of this 2010-nucleotide messenger RNA. It is a transcript of the gene ATP20, whose product is annotated as ATP synthase subunit G atp20. Gene Ontology annotation, molecular function: proton-transporting ATP synthase activity, rotational mechanism. NCBI's taxonomy places the organism in Eukaryota, Fungi, Ascomycota, Sordariomycetes, Hypocreales, Clavicipitaceae. The record is from RefSeq and is a predicted model, not a curated record. Gene Ontology annotation, biological process: proton motive force-driven ATP synthesis.